AUGUCGAAGUUUGUUCAGGGUUUUGAAAAAGGUGAGCAAUUUCAAGCAACUUUCAUCUCACAAUCUUCUAAUGGGAGUCCCAAUCCUGUUGAACAUGGCACUAGUUCAAAGAAGAAGAGAAGUCUUCCAGGAAAUCCAGAUCCCAAUGCGGAGGUCGUAGCAUUAUCUCCGAGGACUCUAAUGGCAAUCAACAGGUACAUAUGUGAAGUGUGUCAUAAAGGGUUUCAAAGAGAUCAGAACCUUCAACUACAUAGAAGAGGACAUAACUUGCCUUGGAAGCUGAAGCAAAGAACAGGUAUAGAGGUUAAGAAAAGGGUUUAUAUAUGCCCCGAAACGAGUUGUGUGCAUCAUGAUCCGAGCCGGGCUCUAGGCGACUUGACCGGCAUUAAGAAGCACUUCUGCAGGAAGCAUGGAGAAAAGAAAUGGAAAUGUGACAAGUGUUCCAAACGGUAUGCUGUUCAAUCAGACUGGAAGAUAUUUGUGUUUCCUUUGGUCUUGUGCAGGAAGGAUAGUUUUGUCACACAUAGAGCCUUUUGUUAUGCAUUAACCGAGGAAGAGUACAAGGGGAAUCAUGGCCUUGCCUCCACCGAAGGAAUGUUGCAAAGGCAGGCACAAGAGAUGUUUACUUCAUCAAUGCCCUACUCGGAUUCAAGCUCCAAUGCGAAUACGAUGAUGAAUCUGUCGGUUUCGAAUGAGAACACAAACCGUUCACUAAGGCCGUUAUCUUUGAACUCGACUGGAGUCAUGCUGUCCGGCAAUUUACAUCAAAUUUUCAAUCCAAGUACAUCACUGGCAUCUACUCUUGCAAUCGGGUCAACUUGCGCAUCUGCCACGGCCUUGCUACAAAAAGCUGCAGCCAUGGGGGCUAAGAUCAGUGACAACACGAUCGCCCCGAUAGUACUCAGAGGUUUCACCGGAUUCUCUAGUAGUAAUAUCAACUCAUCAGGGUCCAUCCACGAAGGUUCUUCCAUGGCUGGUAGUAACAUAGGAACUAAUGCAUUGAGCACCAACGGUUUGUACGUGGGAGAAGAAACGUGUGAAAAGAAUCUCGACUCAAGGGAUCCAGGAUCUCUCCAUAACCUUGCUCCGACUGCAUUGUUCGAUUCUCAUAUUCUACACUCAGACAACGGGAAUGCUGAAAAUCUGGUUGAUUUUUUAGGCACGGAACCAGCAGGGCAUCAGGGUGCGGUGAACUCCAACACUGAGCAAAGCCUGAACAAUUGGCGCUCAAACUGUUGGAGUAAUUAA
Messenger RNA from Hibiscus syriacus, 1248 nucleotides. RefSeq names its product zinc finger protein GAI-ASSOCIATED FACTOR 1-like. NCBI's taxonomy places the organism in Eukaryota, Viridiplantae, Streptophyta, Magnoliopsida, Malvales, Malvaceae. Gene Ontology annotation, cellular component: nucleus. The coding region runs from base 1 to 1248 and encodes 415 amino acids. The record is from RefSeq and is a predicted model, not a curated record. Gene Ontology annotation, molecular function: DNA-binding transcription factor activity. The transcript has 3 exons.